This is a messenger RNA of Saprolegnia parasitica CBS 223.65, 1585 nucleotides long. RefSeq lists its product as hypothetical. The transcript has a single exon. The record is from RefSeq and is a predicted model, not a curated record. Gene Ontology annotation, molecular function: serine-type endopeptidase activity. Gene Ontology annotation, biological process: proteolysis. Bases 36 to 1496 code for a protein of 486 amino acids. NCBI's taxonomy places the organism in Eukaryota, Oomycota, Saprolegniomycetes, Saprolegniales, Saprolegniaceae.
AAUUUCACUUGUAUCAGCCAGCAACCACUACCAUCAUGAAGGUCCUCUUUGCCCUCGCUGCCCUCGCGGCCGCUGCGCACGCCAAGGUCACGAGCGCGGUCCUCCGCGAGCUUGAAGUCGACGGCACGACGUCGGUCAUCGUCACCUUCAAGAAGGAGGCGACCGAGUCGCUAGCGACGUACGAAGCCAUCACCAACGUGGCCGAGCGCCGUGAAAAGUACAUCGCCGCGACGAGUGCCGAGGCGAUCAAGCGCACGUCGUCGCUCCGUGAGGCCCUUGGCACCAAGGCGGACAUUGAGAGCUUCUGGAUCGCGCCGGUGGCGUCGGUCAAGAACGUCGACCAGGCGACCGUCGACGCCAUCUCCAAGCUCCCGAACGUGCUCAAGGUCGACAAGGUCCGCAGCAUCAAGCUCACGUCGGUCAUCAAGGGCAAGGAGAACUCGCCUACCGACCACUCGCGCCCGAACGGCAUCCAGUGGGGCGUCGACACGGUCGGUGCGCCCGCGAUCUGGAAGUACUUUGACGGCAAGGGUGUCGUCGUCGGCUCGAUCGACACGGGUGUCCGCCACACCCACGAGGCCAUCAAGUCCAAGUGGCGCGCCGACCGUGGUUGGUACGACCCGUACAACCAGACCGCGCUCCCCGAAGAUCUCGGUGGCCACGGCACCCACACGAUCGGCACCAUGGUCGGCGACUACGGCAUCGGUGUUGCCCCUGGCGCCCAAUUCAUUGCUUGCCGCGGCUUGUACAUUGACAGCGGCGACGACCUCUCGCUUCUCAAAUGCGCUCAAUUUAUGGUAUGCCCGACCAAGCCGGACGGCUCGGACCCGGACUGCACCAAGGGCGCGGACCUCGUCAACAACUCGUGGGGCGGUGACGCGAGCACGGACACGUGGUUUGCCGACGUCAUUGACUCGUGGCACAUGGCCGGCGUGACGCCGCUCUUUGCCAACGGCAACGAAGGGCCUGCUUGCGCGACGGCCGGCAACCCGGCGUCGUACAAGAACGUUCUCUCGGUCGGCGCCGUCGGCUCGUACACGGACGAGCCCAACCAGCUCGCGUACUUUUCGUCCAAGGGUCCGGCCCAGUACAAGGACUGGAACGGCAACGUGCACACGAUCGUCAAGCCCGACGUUUCGGCGCCCGGCUUCUUCACGUACUCGGCCCUCAACGUCAACGACGCCUACUACGAGUACUACGCCGGCACGUCGAUGGCGACGCCGCAUGUCGCUGGUGUCGUCGCCCUCCUCAAGUCGGCGCAGAAGGGCCUUACGUACAACCAGAUCUACCGGUACCUGACGACGACGACGGUCAAGGACAUUUUGCAGCCCGAGCCCAAGGAGUGGAUCCUCACGCGCAACCGCACGCUGCCGGGUGCGCCCAACUGCGGCGGCGUCUCGGACAAGGCGUGGCCCAACAACCGGUAUGGCUACGGUCGCGUCAACGUCACCAACAUCCUCGCCGGUGGCAAGUUCCCCAACCCGAGCGCGUGCUAAGCACACCUUUCGUGGUACAUCGUUUCGUUUCGGUCCCGAUAUCAAGUGCGUCGUUGCUACUAACUCUGCAUUAAUCCACCUCCACCUCC